CUUGGAAGACCGCCGUGCUGUGUCUCGUGUUGGGCCGCUUCUCGCCCUUGGCCGAAAAUAAGGCACUGCAUCGUCGUCGUCGCUCGCUCAUCGCCUGCCGCUCUGCUCUUUGCUGCCUGCCUGUUGAUCGCGUCUGUAUUCUAGCUCCGACAGUCCUCUUGCCGCCUUUUGGCUCGAACAGAUCGUUGCCGUCCUCUCCUUGGCCUUGGCUUACGUCGACGACGGCUGCCUGCCUGCCAUUCUUUCCGUUCUCAGUCGUACACAAUCUUUUCCUCCUGACCAUCACCACCACCACCCGCCACCUCCUCACCCGCCCAUCUACGCCCCGCCCCAUCACCCUAGACAUGAUGGCGCUCGGCCGUCAGUCAUCGCGGGCAACUGCCCUCGUCGCCCUUGUCGGUGCUGCUACCAUGGCUUCUGCCCAGUCAACGGGCAGCAGCAACCCGACCUCUGGAGGCUCCACCUCUACGGUGCUCCUCGCCCUCGCCAUCAACGCGGCAAUCGCAGCUGGAAUGGUCACCGCCUUCAUCAUCCUGCGACCCAGGUUCCCCAAGAUCUAUCGCCCAAAGUCGUUCCUUGGCCCCAAGGAGGAGCGAGUUGAGCCUCUCCCCGACAGCCUCUUCGGUUGGAUCAUGCCCUUCUACAAGCGACCUAGCAAGGCCAUCAUCGAGUCCAACGGUCUCGACGCCUACAUGUUUGUCAACUACAUCGAGAUGAUGAUCUGGAUCCUCGGUCCCAUCUUCAUCUUCACCUGGAUCCUCUUGCUCCCCGUCUACGCCGCCAGCACCAGCGGAGACAAGACUGGCUUCCAGCUCCUCACCUUCGGUCAAGUCGGUAACGGUCCCACCGAGCAGAAGCGCUAUGUCGCUCCCCUCCUCGCCCAAUGGGUCAUUACCUUCUGGAUCUGCUGGAUUGUCCGCAAGUAUGUCCUCAACUUCAUCAAGCUGCGACAGGACUUCAUCGUCAGCCCUCGACAUGCCAGCACCGCACAGGCCCGCACUCUCCUCAUUACCGGAAUCCCCAACGACUUCCUCGGUGAGCAGAAGCUCAAGGAGCUCUACAGCCACAUGCCCGGCGGUGUUGAGCGAGUCUGGCUCAACCGUGACCUCAAGGAGCUGCCCGACAUCUUCGAUGAGCGCACAAAGGCUCUCAACAAGCUCGAGGCCACCGAGUCCAAGAUCAUCAAGACGGCAUACAAGAAGGUCAAGAAGAACAAGGUCGCAGAGGGUGGCAUGGAGGCGGACGACGCCGUUGACCGCUACCUGACCAAGAAGGAGCGUCCCACGAUGAAGGUUGGCGCCAAGCUCGGCUGUCUUGGCGGUCAAAAAGUUGACGCCGUUGAGCACUUGCGAUCGGACAUUGAGCGUCUCAACAAGGAGCUCGCCUCUCGCCGUGGCGACGAGACCGACUACACGCCUGCCAACGCCGCCUUCCUGCUCUUCCGUACUCAAGUCGGUUGCCACAUGGCCAAGAACAUGACCGUCCACCACGAGCCCUACAAGAUGGCCCGUCGCUACAUUGAGGCCCACCCCGACGCCGUCAUCUGGCCCAACUUGAGCAUGAACCCCUACGCUCAGAAGAUCCGCACUGCCGCCUUCUGGGCUCUAACCUUCGUCUUCAUUGGCGUUUGGCUGCCCUUGAUUGCCUUCACCGCCAUCGUGUCCAACCUCAACGGUCUGUGCACUGAGGUCCCUUUCCUCAGCUGGGUCUGCCUGAUCCCCAAGCCAGCUCUCGGUAUCAUUCAGGGUUUCCUUCCCACGAUUCUUCUGGCUGUCCUCAACAUCUUGCUUCCCAUCAUUCUGCGCCUCUUUGCUCGUCUCUCCGGUCUUCCCACCCGCACCGAGGUCGAGCUGUCUCUGCAGCAGCGAAUGACGUGGUUCAACUUGAUCGACAACUUCCUCCUCUUCACCAUCAUCUCUGGUGUCUCGGGCGGUAUCAGUCGGAUUGUACCCAUUCUGUCCAACCCAUCCGGCCUUCCUAGCUUGAUCUCGCAGUACAUUCCUCUCGCGAACAUCUUCUACAUCUCCUUCAUUAUCCUUCAGGCCCUCUCUGGAGCUGGUGGUGGCUUGCUUCAGGUCGCCGGUCUCGUCAUCUACUACAUCAAGGCCUUCCUCCUUGGCAGCACCCCUCGCAAGGUCUGGCACAUCCACCACGACGUUGGAGCACCUGCUUGGGGUACGCUCUUCCCGGCCAUCACCCUCAUCACCACCGUCACCUUUGGUUACGCUGUGCUCGCGCCUCUCAUCAAUGGCUUCGCUUUUGUUGCCUUCAUCCUCUUCUUCAUCCUCUACAAGUACACGGCAACGUACGUCUGGGACAUGAAGCCGGCCAACGAAACGUCAGGUCUCUUCUUCAUGCAGGCCAUCAACGCCUCCAUGGCCGGUCUCUACGUCUCACAGCUCAUCCUCACGGUCCUUUUCUUCACUGCCCAGCAGAGAAACGCCGACGGCACCAGCAGCCAGUCGUCGAUCCCAGAGGGUGUCUUCAUGAUCAUUCUCAUGGUCCUCACGGUCGCUUUCCACAUUGUACUCUUCGACUCUGUUGGUGACCUUCCCACCGCUCUGCCCCUCACGCUCCUCCCUGCCGCCUCAUCAUCGUCAUACAGCGACCAUGCAACUGGCAGCCACGGAGCCUACGGCAACGAUGGCUACUCUCCUAACGAGAAGCAACACGCCCUGCGCCAGAGCGAGUCGACCGCCUACGGUGGCUCCAAUCCUGCCGCACCUGCCGUCCCCGCCACGGGCGUCAACGUCACCCACGGUGCUCGCCCUCCAGUCAAUGGCAACGGCCAAUACGGCAACGGCGGUGCCCCGACCAAGACCAUGGGCAGCGAAGGCGGCGACGAUGGAGCGUCUGAGGACACAUUCCUCCACCCGGCCCUUCGCGACCCGCAGCGCACCGUCUGGCUGCCGCGCGACCGCUUUGGCCUGUCGGCGCACGCUGUCAACCGCGCUCGCGAGCACGGCAUCGAUGCCACGGAUGAGGGGACGGGCUUCAAUGAGAAGAACCGCAUCGAGACGGAUGUAUACGUGCCGCCCGGCGAAAAGAUGCUUUGAGCAUGGCGUUGACGUCCGAGUACGCAUCGCCUACGAGAGCGAGCCGUCUGACGGGAAAGGGACGGAGGCUAGCUACCCAGGGCGCGCUCUUGUGUCCAGUAUUCCCAACUGCCUCCUCACCCCUGCUGCGUUCAUCGUAUCAUGGAUGCUCUCUCUCAAGACUUCUUGUUGCCCUGCAAAGCUUCGUCAACAACAAUCCCCGCUCACCCCGCCGCCACCCCCAUAUCUAUUACCACAUCCCCUACCACUUUCUUCCAAGAAUUGUCGCUAGCUACCGACUUGCUCUUUUGUCGCUCUUCUAACAAUGAUUACGAU
Molecule: messenger RNA, 3371 nt
Organism: Jaminaea rosea
Lineage: Eukaryota; Fungi; Basidiomycota; Exobasidiomycetes; Microstromatales
Product: DUF221-domain-containing protein
Exons: 2
Coding region: 345-3056 (903 amino acids)
Cellular component (GO): plasma membrane
Molecular function (GO): calcium-activated cation channel activity
Source: RefSeq, a predicted model, not a curated record